Austrofundulus limnaeus is the source of this 1879-nucleotide messenger RNA. Its product is annotated as putative protocadherin beta-18. The record is from RefSeq and is a predicted model, not a curated record. Gene Ontology annotation, cellular component: plasma membrane. Gene Ontology annotation, biological process: homophilic cell-cell adhesion. Gene Ontology annotation, molecular function: calcium ion binding. Lineage: Eukaryota; Metazoa; Chordata; Actinopteri; Cyprinodontiformes; Rivulidae.
CGGAACAAACUCAGUGCAGCAGUAUACAAUUAGCCCAAACGACKAUUUCCGGUUGGAGAUUAAAGAUCGAGGGAGAGAUGGAAAAACUCCAGUUUUGCAGUUACAGAAGCAGCUUGACAGAGAGACUAAAAGUCGACAUAAAUUAGUGCUGAAAGCUAUAGAUGGCGGAACUCCACCAAAAACAGGCACGGCUGAAAUAUACAUUGAUGUUUUGGAUGUUAAUGACAACAUGCCAGUGUUCACAAAAAACACAUACUCAGCCAUGCUGCAAGAAAAUGCUCCAGUUGACACAAAAAUCAUUCAGGUUAAUGCAACGGACUUGGAUGCUGGUUCUAAUGGAGAGGUGGUUUAUUCAUUUGGAAGUGAUGUAAAAGAUAAAAUUAAGGAGCUGUUUGAUAUUGAUGCUGUUACUGGAGAAAUAAGUGUCAAAGGUCAAGUUGAUUAUGAAAAGCAAGACAGUUAUGUGAUUGAUAUACAGGCCUCUGAUAAAGGACUGAUUCCAAUAAGAACUUUYAAAAGUGUUGUCAUUCAAAUAGGAGACAUAAACGACAAUCCUCCUGAGAUAGAGGUAGCCUCCUUGUCAAGUACAUUUUCUGAAGACUCUAGACCCGGGACAACAGUUGCGCUUAUUAGUAUUACCGAUGCAGAUUCUGGCAUAAAUGGCAAAAUAAUGAGUUAUGUUGCUGAAGAAAGUCCAUUCACGUUAACUCCAUCCAUUCAAGAUCACAUGUUUGCUGUAGUCACCAAGUCUCAUUUGGACAGAGAACAGCAAUCAAACUAUGKUCUUACAAUAAUAGCAAAAGACGCAGGUGAACCAGCAUUAACAUCUGAAAAGACAAUACAUGUACGUGUCUCAGAUAUUAAUGACAACAAUCCCAGGUUUUCAGAGAGCCCUUACACUUUCUACMUAAUUGAAAAUAACCAACCAGGAGGGUCUGUGUUUUCAGUGCACGCAUCUGACCGGGACGAAGGUGAUAAUGCAGCAAUUUCGUAUCACAUUCACAGGAAUGCUGACACUGAACAUAAAGUGACAUCAUUCCUCAAUAUAAACUCUGAAACAGGAGAUAUAGUGGCCUUGAAGAGUUUCGACUUUGAAACUCUAAAAACMUUCKAGUUCCAAGUUGUGGCCACAGAUUCUGGAGCUCCGUCUCUGAGCAGCAACGUGACAGUGAACGUGUUCAUUCUGGAUCAGAACGACAACYCUCCAGUCAUCCUGUAUCCAGUCAGCUCCAACGGUUCUGCUGAAGGCGUGGAGGAGAUUCCCCGCAACGUGAACGCAGGACACUUGGUGACUAAAGUCAGAGCCUAUGAUGCUGAUAUAGGAUAUAACGGCUGGCUGCUGUUCUCACUGCAGGAAGUCAGUGACCACAGUCUGUUUGGUUUGGACCGCUACACAGGACAGAUCAGAACACUUCGCUCUUUCACAGAGACAGACGAGGCUGAGCAUAAACUGCUCAUACUGGUCAAAGACAAUGGCAACGUGUCCCUGUCAGCAACAGCUACUGUCAUUGUCAAACUGGUGGAGVCCAAAGAGGCUUUUGCAGCUUCUGAUGUGAAAAGUGCAGCAAAAGAUGAGGAGGACAAUAAUGUGACUUUUUACCUCAUCAUCACUCUGGGCUCAGUGUCAGUUCUGUUCCUCAUCAGCAUCAUCGUGCUGAUUGCAAUGCAGUGCURCAAYUCRACAGACUAUACUUCRAAAUAUCUGCAGGAGGCUAAUUAUGAUGGGACACUGUGUCACAGCAUCCAGUACAGAUCUGGAGACAAACGCUACAUGUUAGUUGGACCCAGGAUGAGUAUAGGAUCUYCUAUAGGACCUGGAAGUCAUGCAAACACUCUGGUGUUACCUGACAGGAGGAAAACUUCUGAGGAGAAUGACUGA